AUGGCGCAAGCACAACCACGGCCACCUCACAUCGCAAUUCUUCCGAGUCCGGGCAUGGGCCACCUCAUCCCACUCGCCGAGUUCGCCAAGCGAGUCGUCCACUACCACAAUUUCACGGUCACCUUCAUCGUCCCCUGCGAUGGCCCUCCGACGAAGGCCCAGAAAUCCGUCCUCGACGCCCUCCCAAUCGCAAUUGACCACGUGUUCCUCCCGCCGGUCAGCUUCGACGAUCUUCCCCAGGGCUCCAAAAUCGAAACACUAAUUUCCCUCACCGUCAGUCGGUCCCUGACCUCCCUCCAUGACGCGAUCAAGUCCUUGAUUUCCCGCGCAAACCUCGUCGGCCUCGUGGUUGAUCUCUUCGGCACCGACGCCUUCGACGUCGCCGAAGAAUUUAACCUCUCCAAGUACAUUUUCUUCCCUUCCACGGCCAUGGCGCUGUCUCUCUUCCUCUACUUGCCGAAGCUCGACGAAACGACGUCGUGCGAGUACAGGGAGCUUGCGGAGCCGGUCACAAUCCCCGGGUGCAUUCCGAUUCACGGUCGCGAUUUGCUCGACCCGGUUCAGGAUCGUAAGGACGAGGCCUACAAAUGGGCCCUUCACCACUCGAAACGGUACCGUUUGGCCGACGGUAUCAUGGUGAAUAGCUUCGCGGAGUUGGAGCCCGGCGCUUUGAGAGCGUUGCAAGAGAGCGAACCGGGUAAGCCGCCGGUUUACCCGGUUGGACCGCUCGUGAAAAUGGAGUUCAGUAACGCUUUGGACGAGCAGUCUUCCAAGUGUCUGAAGUGGCUGGAUGAGCAGCCACGUGGGUCUGUGCUGUACGUCUCCUUCGGGAGUGGCGGGACCCUGUCGUAUGACCAGAUCAAUGAGUUGGCUCUUGGGUUGGAAAUGAGUGAGCAGAGGUUCUUGUGGGUGGUGAGGAGCCCAAGCGACAAGGCUGCCAAUGCCACCUAUUUCAGCGUUCACAGCCAAAACGACCCGUUGGAGUUUUUGCCAAAAGGAUUUUUGGGUAGGACCCAGGGGAGGGGCCUGGUGGUCCCCAAUUGGGCCCCACAGGCCCAGAUUCUAGGCCACAUGUCCACAGGAGGGUUCUUGACCCAUUGUGGUUGGAACUCGGCCUUGGAGAGCGUUGUAAAUGGCGUGCCUCUUGUGGCCUGGCCGCUGUACGCCGAGCAGAAAAUGAACGCUGUGAUGUUCACUGAGGACAUAAAAGUGGCAUUGAGGCCCAAAGCCAGUGAAAAUGGGCUGGUGGGUAGGGAGGAAAUUGCUCUGGUGGUUCAGGCUCUCAUGGAAGGCGAGGACGGUAAGCGGCUCAGAAACCGAAUGAAGGACCUGAAAGAUGCCGCCGCUAAAGCUCUGAGUGAGGAUGGGGCUUCCACAAAGGCACUCGCUCAUGUGGUGACGAAGUGGAAAACCCAAUUUUCCAAUUGA
Prunus armeniaca (apricot) is the source of this 1428-nucleotide messenger RNA. The record is from the annotation of a GenBank genome assembly. NCBI's taxonomy places the organism in Eukaryota, Viridiplantae, Streptophyta, Magnoliopsida, Rosales, Rosaceae.